AUGUUGUAUGUUAUUGGUGAUUAUGUUAAACAAGCUGUGUUUUUGUUGGGUUUAAUGAGUAGUUUGGAGGGGAAAGAUGAGAAAGAAGAAACUAAUAAGGAACAAAAAGAGGGAGAUCUAGUGGGAAAACUACCUGACAAGAUUAAAAUUAACACAAAAUAUUACUCUGCAGAGGUUGGAGUUAAAUUCUGGACGGUAGAUGAGUAUUUGGCUUUAAAAUGCAUGGACAAUGACUUAAAUACUAAUACUGAAGCUGUUACUACUCCUACUUCCACUACUACUACUAUUCCUGCUAUUACUAAUACCACUGCUACUGCUCCUACUACUACUACUACUAAUACUACUGCCGCCACUCCCACCACUACUGCCACCACUCCCACCACUACUGCCACCACUACUGCCACCACUGCCACCACCACUGCCACCACUACUGCCACCACUACUAUUCCUGCUCCAGAAGCUAUACUAUUAAUUAUAUCUAAAAAAGAUCUCUACCAAAGCAAGAUACGAUCUGACAGUCAUCUAUUAUCAAUUCUGGAUAAAAUUUACCCAUCAGAUCUUGAAAUUACUAGAUUAUGUUGUAUAUUCGAAAACAAUGAAGGUAUGAAAAAUGACUUAAAAGAUAAAAUAACUAAUCAAUGUAAUCAGUUUAAUUAUGAAUUGAUCAUUCUAGUAUCGAAUGCUUUUCAGAUAUCAAAACAAGAUGACAUAUUCUCCUUAAAUGAAGGUAUGAAAAGAGUCACCCAAGCAUUAUAUUGUACAAACUGGAAAACCAUGUAUAGACGGAAAAUGGAUGUUCCAAAUCUUGAAAACAACAAACAUGAAAGCUUUCAAUAUCAAGAAGAACAUCUCGAAAGUUUUCUGGAUAACUUUGAGUUCUUAUCAUCUAUAAUGAGAAAAAUGACAUGCGAUAUUAAACAUUUGACUGAUCAAGAAAGAAGGGAUAGAGCUUCAAAUCUUAUUUGCGAUAUAGCCAAAUAUCUAAACCUAGAUUCUGAUUUAGAUUCUGAAGUUGAUCCUAAUAUGGAUCAUGGAAUAGAUCUUGAAAAAGAUGAAAUUGGUAUUCAUUCUGAUAAUUAA
Cryptosporidium ubiquitum is the source of this 1080-nucleotide messenger RNA. RefSeq lists its product as uncharacterized. The transcript has a single exon. Lineage: Eukaryota; Apicomplexa; Conoidasida; Eucoccidiorida; Cryptosporidiidae. The record is from RefSeq and is a predicted model, not a curated record. Bases 1 to 1080 code for a protein of 359 amino acids.